GCUCCACAGCUGUGUGAGGGGCGUGCUAUACUAGCUUUAGCAUUAGCAUUAGCUCGUUCUGAUGUAAACGGAGCGACCAGAGCGCAGGGACUAGUGCGCGCCCAGACCGCUCAGUCUCCUCCGUGUCCGCGGACAGUGAGUAUAAGCCCGUGAGGACAAGCCCGUGAGGACCGGGGCCUGUUUCAUUUCGAGCCAGUGUCUUUACAGAGCUCCUCCGCGGAGGAGAACAGAGGACGACAGCUCUGGUCUGCCUCGGGUCUCGGGUGGUCGGUUAUACACAGGACCAGGGACAUGACCGUGAAGCGCCUCUGAAGAACGAGCACAUCUGCGUGCCAUGUCUGUGGUGUUCCCACGAGCCAGUGUCAGUGCCGCACACAGUAAGAAGGACAAGCGACUGAUGGCCGAGGUAAACGCGUCGCCCCUCAAGCACUUUGUCACCGCCAAGAAGAAGAUCAAUGGUAUCUUCGAGCAGCUCGGGGCCUACAUCAAGGAGAGCUCUGUGUUUUUAGAAGAGACUUAUAAGAAUGAGGAGUUGGACCCAGUCACCACAGAGGAGCAGGUGCAAGAGGUGUGUGCGUUCCAGAGCAAAGCAGCAGGCAUUGCAGAGGUGCUUGCCCGCAGACACAUGAAGGUGGUCUUCUUUGGGAGGACCAGUAAUGGAAAGAGCUCUGUCAUAAACGCCAUGCUGUGUGACAAAGUGCUGCCCUCAGGCAUCGGACACACCACCAACUGCUUCCUGCGCGUGGAGGGCACUGAUGGAGCGGAGGCCUUCAUCCUGACAGAGGGGUCUGAGGAGCGCAAGAGCAUCAAGACAGUGAACCAGCUUGCCCAUGCUCUGCACCAGGAGGAGCAGUUGGACGCGGGGAGCCUGGUUUGUGUCAUGUGGCCCAAAGCCAAGUGUGCUCUGCUCCGGGACGACCUGGUGCUGUUGGACAGCCCUGGCAUUGACGUGACCACAGAGCUGGACAGUUGGAUCGAUAAGUUCUGUCUGGACGCUGAUGUGUUUGUGCUGGUGGCCAACUCUGAAUCUACACUCAUGCAGACGGAGAAGUCCUUCUUCCAUAAAGUCAACGAGAGACUGUCCAGCCCAAACAUCUUCAUCCUCAACAACCGCUGGGAUGCCUCAGCCUCAGAGCCAGAGUACAUGGAUGAGGUUCGGCGUCAGCACAUGGAGCGCUGCACAGACUUCCUGGUGGAGGAGCUGCGUGUGGUGGAGCGGGCUCAGGCUGCAGACCGCAUCUUCUUUGUGUCGGCUAAAGAAGUGCUGCAGGCCCGAGUGCAGAAGGCUCAGGGCAUGCCUGAGACUGGAGGAGCACUCGCUGAGGGGUUUCAAGCUCGAAUGUUUGAGUUCCAAAACUUUGAAAGAAGAUUUGAGGAAUGCAUCUCUCAGUCGGCUGUAAAAACCAAGUUUGAACAGCACACGGUGAGAGCCAAACAGAUCAGUGAGGCCCUGCGAGGCAUCAUGGAGUCAGUGCACGUAGCAGCGCAGGAGCAGAGGAUGUAUUGCUUAGAGAUCAAAGAAGACCGCCAGGACCGCCUGCAGUUCUUGGAUAAGCAACUUGACCUGCUGACUCUGGACUGUAAAGCAAAGAUUAAGAAGAUCACAGAGGAGGUGGAGAGACAGGUAUCCAACGCUAUGGCCGAGGAGAUCCGGAAGCUCAAUGUUCUGGUAGAUGAUUUCCACUUGGACUUCCACCCUUCCCCUGUGGUCCUCAAGGUCUACAAAAAUGAGCUUCAUAGGCACAUAGAGACUGGCCUGGGGAAGAACAUGUCCCAUCGCUGCUCCACAUCCAUCAACUCAUCUCUCCAGGCCACACAGACUGAGAUGAUCGACGGUCUGAAGCCCCUCCUGCCUGCCGAAGUUCGCGAGCAGGUGGAUAAGCUGGUUCCUCGUCACUGCUUCAGCCUGAGCUAUGACCUGGCCUGUGACAAACUAUGCAGUGACUUCCAGGAGGACAUCAGCUUCCACUUCUCCCUGGGCUGGACAAUGUUAGUCAAACGCUUCCUGGGGCCUCAGAACACACGGCGGGCUCUUACAGGCUACAGUGAGGUCCCUCGGCCUCUAGCUCUGACCCCGGUGAACCCCAGCAUGCCCCCGUUUCCCCAGAACUCAGUCACUCAGGAAGAGCUGAUGGUCUCCAUGGUGACGGGCCUGGCCUCCCUCACGUCGCGGACGUCCAUGGGCGUGCUGGUUGUAGGUGGAGUGAUCUGGAAGGCAGUGGGCUGGCGUCUGAUUGCUCUGUCCCUGGGUCUAUAUGGUCUCUUGUACAUCUAUGAGCGGCUCACAUGGACCACCAAGGCCAAAGAGCGUGCGUUCAAAAGGCAGUUUGUGGACUAUGCCAGUGAGAAACUACAGCUCAUCGUCAGCUACACUGGCUCCAACUGCAGCCACCAAGUCCAGCAGGAGUUGGCGGGUAUGUUUGCUCAGCUCUGUCAGCAGGUGGAUGUGACACGGCAGAAUCUAGAAGAUGAGAUCAAUGAAAUGAACCACAAAAUCGAGCAGCUGGACAGUCUGCAGAGCAAGGCCAAGCUUCUCCGGAACAAGGCAGGCUGGCUGGACAGUGAGCUCAACAUGUUCAUCCAACAGUACCUUCAACACAGUAGCAAGUGAUGACUGCACCAUGUCCACAUCCUCUGCUCCAGAACUACUCGACACACAGGGAGGGACACUAACCAGUACAGGUGCACCACUCCAUCGGCCCCUUGUGGCACCAGUUUGGAGUCCAUAAGCCUACUAACUACUAUCUAGAGGAUGAAAUAAGAACAAAAAGAUUUUU
Messenger RNA from Periophthalmus magnuspinnatus, 2777 nucleotides. RefSeq names its product mitofusin 2 (gene mfn2). Gene Ontology annotation, cellular component: mitochondrial outer membrane. The record is from RefSeq and is a predicted model, not a curated record. Gene Ontology annotation, molecular function: GTP binding; GTPase activity. The transcript has 18 exons. The coding region runs from base 335 to 2611 and encodes 758 amino acids. Lineage: Eukaryota; Metazoa; Chordata; Actinopteri; Gobiiformes; Gobiidae. Gene Ontology annotation, biological process: mitochondrial fusion; mitochondrion localization.